This is a messenger RNA of Mesocricetus auratus (golden hamster), 2110 nucleotides long. RefSeq names its product stress induced phosphoprotein 1 (gene Stip1). NCBI's taxonomy places the organism in Eukaryota, Metazoa, Chordata, Mammalia, Rodentia, Cricetidae. Bases 100 to 1731 code for a protein of 543 amino acids. Gene Ontology annotation, molecular function: Hsp90 protein binding. The transcript has 14 exons. The record is from RefSeq and is a predicted model, not a curated record.
GAGGGGUCCCGGCAGCUUCUAGUAGGUUCCAGAAGGCGGCGCGUGCAGUUGGGAACGCGGAGCGGACGAAUUCGAUUCAACGGGGUUCCGGGCCAAGCUAUGGAGCAGGUGAAUGAGCUAAAGGAGAAGGGCAAUAAGGCCCUGAGUGCUGGGAACAUUGAUGAUGCCUUACAGUGCUACUCUGAGGCAAUUAAGCUAGAUCCCCAGAACCAUGUGCUCUAUAGCAAUCGCUCUGCAGCCUAUGCCAAGAAAGGAGACUACCAGAAGGCCUAUGAGGAUGGCUGCAAGACUGUUGACCUGAAGCCUGACUGGGGCAAGGGUUAUUCAAGAAAAGCAGCAGCCCUUGAGUUCCUAAACCGGUUCGAAGAAGCCAAGCGAACCUAUGAAGAGGGUUUAAAACAUGAAGCCAAUAACCUCCAGCUCAAGGAGGGCUUGCAGAACAUGGAGGCCAGGUUGGCAGAGAGGAAAUACAUGAAUCCUUUCAACUUGCCUAAUCUGUACCAGAAGUUGGAGAGCGAUCCCAGGACAAGGACACUGCUCAGUGACCCUACCUACCGGGAACUCAUAGAACAGCUACGGAGCAAGCCUUCAGACCUGGGCACGAAAAUACAGGAUCCCCGGGUCAUGACUACUCUCAGUGUCCUCCUCGGGGUUGAUCUGGGCAGUAUGGAUGAAGAGGAAGAGGCAGCAACACCCCCACCUCCACCUCCUCCCAAAAAGGAGGCCAAGCCAGAACCAAUGGAAGAAGAUCUUCCAGAGAAUAAGAAACAGGCACUGAAAGAAAAAGAAAUGGGAAAUGAAGCCUACAAGAAGAAAGAUUUUGACAUGGCCUUGAAGCAUUAUGACAGGGCCAAGGAGCUGGACCCCACCAAUAUGACUUACAUAACUAAUCAAGCAGCUGUGCACUUUGAGAAAGGUGACUAUAACAAAUGCCGGGAGCUGUGUGAGAAGGCAAUUGAAGUGGGCAGAGAGAACCGAGAGGAUUACCGACAGAUUGCCAAAGCUUAUGCCCGGAUUGGCAAUUCCUAUUUCAAAGAAGAAAAGUACAAGGAUGCCAUCCAUUUCUACAAUAAAUCUCUGGCAGAGCACCGAACCCCAGAUGUUCUCAAGAAGUGCCAGCAGGCAGAGAAAAUCCUGAAGGAGCAAGAGCGACUGGCGUACAUCAACCCUGACUUGGCUUUGGAGGAGAAGAACAAGGGCAAUGAAUGCUUCCAGAAAGGAGACUACCCCCAGGCCAUGAAGCACUAUACAGAAGCCAUUAAACGGAACCCAAAAGAUGCCAAACUAUACAGUAACCGAGCUGCCUGCUAUACCAAGCUCCUGGAGUUUCAGCUGGCACUCAAGGACUGUGAGGAGUGCAUCCAGCUGGAGCCAACCUUUAUCAAGGGUUACACACGGAAAGCAGCUGCCCUGGAAGCCAUGAAGGACUAUACAAAAGCUAUGGAUGUGUACCAGAAGGCGCUAGACCUGGACUCCAGCUGUAAGGAGGCAGCAGAUGGUUACCAGCGCUGUAUGAUGGCGCAGUACAACAGACAUGACAGCCCUGAGGAUGUGAAGCGACGGGCCAUGGCUGACCCUGAGGUGCAGCAGAUUAUGAGUGACCCAGCCAUGAGGCUCAUCCUGGAGCAGAUGCAGAAGGACCCCCAGGCUCUGAGCGAACACUUAAAGAACCCUGUAAUAGCACAGAAGAUCCAGAAGCUGAUGGAUGUGGGUCUGAUCGCAAUUCGAUGAUAACUUGCUUUUCCCCUCUUGCCUUCGCCAAUGUGGAAAGCGAGCUGGGUUGGUGGCGAGCAGCACUGGGCAGGGGCGGGGGAAGAAAGGCUUAUCUUUAUAUUUAUACAUGCCUGCAAGGAAGACAGACUCAUCCAGCGCCACCUUGGACCCUCUCAGCACACGCAUGGUCUCUUCACUGCUGCCCUCGAGUGUCCUUCCCUGCCCUCCCCAAACCCCCGUCACUGUCUCGGCUGCUCCCCUAUAGUUGGUUAUUUUUUAUUUGGGGCAGUGGGUGCAUACGGGGAGGGGAGGGUAUUCUUCCCUACCUGGGGUCCCAGCUGUCUUCACUUGUUACCCCACGUCCUUCAAUAAAACAAGCCAGUCAGGCGUGAUUAUA